UCAGGCUGUCUAGUCACAGAGGAAGGCUGUGCUUCUCUGGUCUCAGCUCUGAAGUCAAACCCCUCCCACCUGAGAGAGCUGGACCUGAGCUACAAUCACCCAGGAGACUCAGGAGUCAGACUGCUCUCUGCUGGACUGGAGGAUCCACACUGCAGACUGGAGAAACUCAAUGUGGAACAUGGUGGAGAGAACAGAAUGAAACCUGGGCUUAGAAAAUAUGUCUGUGAUCUCACACUGGACCCAAACACAGUAAACAGACACCUCUCUCUGUCUGAGGAGAACAGAAAGGUGACACGUAGGAGAGAGAAGCAGACAUAUCCUGAUCACCCAGAGAGAUUUGAGUACUGGGAACAGGUGUUGUUUAGAGAGGGUCUGACUGGACGCUGUUACUGGGAGGUAGAGUGGAGUGGGAAAGGGGCGAGAAUAGGAGUGGCAUAUAAAGGAAUCAGCAGGAGAGAAGGGGGUAAGGACUGUCUUAUUGGAUACAAUGACAAGUUCUGGAGCCUGACCUGGUAUGACAACAGUUACACUGCCUGGCACAAUAAGAAAUCCACUACCAUAGACGUCCCCUCCUCCAGCUCCCACAGAGUAGGAGUGUAUCUGGACUGGCCAGCCGGCACUCUGUCCUUCUAUAGAGCCUCCACUGACACACUGACCCACCUGUACACAUUCACCUCCAUAUUCACUGAGCCCCUCUAUCCAGCGUUUAGGGUUUGGGAUGAUGACUCCUCCUCAGUGUCCCUGUGUCAGGUGGUUCCUGUGUCAAACACAACAUGAUGUUUCACUCUGGUCAGCGGUUUUAUGUUUGAUCAGAAUAUGACACUUAAAUACAUGGAGUAACAAACACCAAUUUGUGCCAGUUUAUUCCUUUAAAUAGUAACUCUGUCUGUCUCUUUCUGUGAUCCUGAGAGAAUGGUUCAGACACACACACACACACACACACACACACACACACACACACACACACACACACACACACACACAUGAAACAUUUUAAUUGUAUGUGUCCACAUAACUGAGUAUGUGACUGACCUUGUGAAACUGUGUGAAACUGUCCUAUUAUAUUGUCCUGUUCUUGGGAGUAAAAUCCUGUGUUGUCAACCAGCUGUCCAACUACCUCACAAAAUAACUUUAACCCGACAAAAAAAAAAAGAAAAACAGAUUCAUCUAUAGACACGGAUGAUUUUCUUACCGUUGAAGUAGAGGCUGGCGCUCUGGCUGGAAUCGAUGCAACACUGGAAAAGUUGUGUGAGGAGGUAGCAGGGCUUGGAGGAGUUUGGAGUUUAGCCAGAGGGAAAUUCUCAUGCUCCAAGGAGAGAACAAGGCAGUCACAGCCAAGGUAAAAAUCCACAAUUCCAACAUGAAUUGUCUACUCAGAGAAAAUAGGGUGAUGAAGGAGUCGCUGCUAGAUAUACAAAGACAUAGCAUGCGUGAAAAUCUAUUUUUUCUGGGGUUGCUGAGGACGCAUCCAAUAAUCCAGUGGGCGCGAUCAGAGAAUUCAUGCAAUCCGCUUUGAAACUCCCUAUAGAAACU
Molecule: messenger RNA, 1533 nt
Organism: Salvelinus fontinalis (brook trout)
Lineage: Eukaryota; Metazoa; Chordata; Actinopteri; Salmoniformes; Salmonidae
Product: stonustoxin subunit beta-like
Exons: 3
Coding region: 196-777 (193 amino acids)
Molecular function (GO): protein binding
Source: RefSeq, a predicted model, not a curated record